UAUAAAGACACCGAAUGAUAAUAGUGCAUUCACUUGCAUUUUCCCGUUUCUAAGCCUUAUUAUAAUAUUGUUUAUAUGUCAAGUCAGUUAGCUAUUAUUAUCUAUGUAAAGGGUUUUCGAAUUGUUAAUAAUCUAAUGACCUUUACCUCUUAUACCAAAAAUUGCAUUUAUACCGUUUUUAAAAUUGACCAUGUCAUCGCGAUCCGUACCGCAUGUACUCGAAUUUGAAAACAGAAUACAGACAAACAAAUGAUAUAGCUUAUAGGGUAUCCAUACAUGACAAAAUAUCAGUUAAUGCACAAGAAAAAAAUCAACACACUAAAAAGGAACAGAGUUUAUUGCUGUUUUUCAUCUAGAUUCAUACAGAUGUCCAUUGUAAGUCAUAAAUAAUGAACAUCAUUCCGGUUUUCGUUCAAAAAUUAAAAAAAAAAAUGAAAUUUCACCUCAAAUGUCUAUAUCAGAUACAUAUAUGAAACCUUGCAUUCAUUUUGUUUUGAAAAUUCGUUCAAAAUUUUUUAAUCUAGGGGUCAACUAGAACAAGACAAGACUUUUCAAAAAUACAGAUAGAAAAGCUCGAAGAUGCAUGGCAGAAAGGCCUUACUUCAACAAGUAAAGACCAUGCUGCAGAAAUUGAUGUUUUGAGUAAUGAAACAUCAAUUAGCAGGGAGAGAAUUGAGGUCUGGAUUGGUAACAGAAGAGCAAAACAGAAGCGUGGUGGCCAGGGAGUUCGUCCUACCAAAAAAAGAAAAACAGUAAAAGCCCCAACUGCCUACUCCCUCUUUUCACAACAGUUCAAACGAGGUGAUACACCCAAAGAGGAACACCUGAGGUCAUUAGGGGAGAAGUGGGGAAGAACAUCAGAGGAAGAAAAGAUGGAAUUCCGCAUUAAGGCAAAAGAAAUAAGGGAUGACCCAUUGAAGGGGAGGACAGCAGAGGAGAUUGCCGAAGUGCAUUUAAACACCAUAACAAAUUCGUGUGCUGUAUUGCAAUCUCUAGGGUACGAGAUUGCCGCUAUAGCUGCAAAGGAGAACGAGCCAUCACAUCUGUUUGGGACACCAAGAGGCCUGGAAUUUGUGAAAGGCAUGCAAUUCCAAAAGGGAUUCCGAGAAUCUGUAUUCAGACACAUUGUGUAUGUUGGAGAUGAUAGGACUCACAAAGACACAAAAAGAGAGCUAACUGAAAACGUUAGAAAAAUAUUCAAUUCCUGUUGGGCAUCUGCCAGUUUGAAGAAUCAGGCAGUACCCUAUGGGAAUAUAAUUAAAAACAACUUAUAUAGAAUGGAGGGUCUGCCUGAUGGUGUGAUUUUUAAAGACCCCAAUUCUUAUGGUUUGUCUACUCUUAGGCAAAUCAUAAGCCAGAAAGACUCCAUCAAAUUUGUGAACGUGAUACCAGCUACUACACUUGCCUCAUCUGCAACACCAUCCAAUGAGCUGAGAGAAGAACCUAUGGAGGCAGUAGCGGAUGCUGUAGAUAUUACUAUAGGUGUUUCAGGCACAUUAGCCCAUGCUGUUUCCAGUGAUGCUGUAGGGGAGCAUGGUGUUGAAGUACUUACAGGUUUGAAUACAGUUUUUUAA
Messenger RNA from Mytilus trossulus (common blue mussel), 1574 nucleotides. RefSeq lists its product as uncharacterized. Lineage: Eukaryota; Metazoa; Mollusca; Bivalvia; Mytilida; Mytilidae. The coding region runs from base 873 to 1574 and encodes 233 amino acids. The record is from RefSeq and is a predicted model, not a curated record. The transcript is spliced from 9 exons.